Cylindrotheca closterium is the source of this 1323-nucleotide messenger RNA. NCBI's taxonomy places the organism in Eukaryota, Bacillariophyta, Bacillariophyceae, Bacillariales, Bacillariaceae. The record is from the annotation of a GenBank genome assembly.
AUGGCGUCUCCACGAAUCCUAUGCUCUCGGGGGACACUAAGGCUACGACAUCAGUUUACAAGAAGAUACCGGUUAUUUUCUAGCAGCUCUUCGAAUUCAGCAGCGUCAGAUGGCCUAGGCUUCAGCGUCGCAAGCUUGGGACUGGAGAAAUCCUUUGUCCAACCAGUCGUGGCUUCCAUUCGACAAUUGCCUGAAAUCGAAGCGUUAUAUCAAGACAAGAAGUUUGCGUCAACAUCAGGUGUAGAGAAUCUGAACCGAGCAGUGGAUGUCUUUGCUUCCUUUUCCAAGGGGGGGAGGGAGCAUUUGGCAGUAUGUGCCUUGUUGGCAGAGUCCAAACAGCGAAUGGCACAACACCAAGAUGUCCUUGAAAUUCUGAUCGAAAUGGAAGAACUGGCACAGCAAGAUGGUUCCAUUCCAAAUUCAUUUGAAGAUUUGACGUUGGCAAAGGCAAAGACGUGUUGGACCAAGGGAGACUUUGACGGUUCUGCUGAACUGUGCGAAACCAUCAUCUCAACCUACAACGAUUUGGACGAGACUUUUCCAACCACCAAUUUACACAUGGCAUCAGCCAUGUCCGGAAAAGCCUUGUCGCAACUAGCUUCCAUGAAAACUAUAGACGACGCAUACUCGGUGCGGGACUAUUUCCGGAUUGCUGUCAAAUUUUUGGAACGACAUCCUCCUUCCUCCAAUAGUCUGCCACAAGCUGUAGCCUAUGGCAACUGUGGUUCAGCAGAAGCUGCUUACGCUCUCUUUUUGGAAGAAACAAAUGAUGUAUCAGUGCCUAUGGAUGCAGCACUGCGAUGUUGGUUUCAAGGUAUGCAGCAUUUGAAGGGCACUGUACCGACCCAUUUGGAGAUGUCGUCCAAUACGCUAGAGGCCAAUCUACAAACCAAUCUUGCUUGGGGCGUUCUAAAUUUCGAAAUGGACCGAUCCGAUCGACUGGAAAAGGCAUCGGACUAUGCGAAACAAGCACUAUCGGCGCAUGAUGGCGAAGGAGGUGCCAAUAUAUGGGGUAUGCGUAGAGUGCUGUCGACCGUUGCUGAUUGUUAUCACCAAGCUGGCAGCGCAGUCACAGCAGAAGGACUGUUCCAAACCGCUAUCGACAAAAAGAAAGUAUUUCUGCAUCCAAGUGUACUGCUGGAACUGCAAGAUUCCUAUUUGAGUUAUGCCAAACUAUGUGAGAAUUGGGAAAAGCGUGGAGGUGAUGCGAAGCAACUGAAGGAUCGAGCAAUGGAGAUUGAAAAUCAAUUACCGGAUGGAUGGAAAGGGAAGUCUGGUGUAUAUAGCUCGCUGUGGUUCUGGACACCCGGCGAUUUCGUUUAG